GACAUAUGGUACUGACGCAAUGCUCUCUCCGGCGCUGGCUCGCGUGCGUGGUCCACAGACAAUGUGACUUUAGUAGCUGCUAACACAUGUUAUUGUGACCCAAAAUGGCGGAGGGUUUCACUCUGUUUCUUCUGUCUGGGAUGUUGAUGUGUGGUCUGCUGCUCCACACGGUGUCCCGACAUGGAGCCAGUGUUGCUGAGCGCCGUAAGAAGCCCAAUUUCAUCAUCAUACUGGCAGAUGAUAUAGGCUGGGGUGACCUGGAUGCGAAUCAGCAUGAAAAGAAGAUAAACAACACCCCUUACCUCAACCUGAUGGCUGAGCGAGGACAAAGAUUGACAGACUUCCAUUCGCCUGCCUCAACCUGCUCGCCCUCCCGUGCUGCCAUCCUGACCGGUCGCUACGGCCUGAGAAACGGGGUGACUCAUAACUUUGCUGUGGGUUCAGUGGCCGGUCUGCCUCUGUCUGAAGUCACCUUGCCCCAGCUCCUACAGAAGGAGGGGUAUUACACCGCCAUGAUCGGAAAAUGGCAUCUCGGCCACAAUGGACCGUACGGUCCAACUAACAGAGGUUUUGACUACUACCUAGGUAUUCCUUACAGUAAUGACAUGGGCUGUACUGACACACCUGGAUAUAACUGGCCACCGUGUCCCCCCUGUGACUCAUCUGGACCCCAAGUGAUCAGAUUGAAGAGGAGUGUACAUGGGGGCUGUUAUUCCAAAGUGGGCCUUCCUCUGAUUGAAAACAGCAGUAUUGUGCAGCAACCGCUUGACCUGUGGACCCUCACAGAGCAAUACAAAUCCUGCUGCAACCAGGAUUAUACGCAAUGCAAGGUACAAUACAGGCAGCCCUAUCUCCUCUACAUAGCGUUGGCUCACAUGCAUGUUCCCCUGGCCCCUCCACUCCCCCCCGAUGACGGCAAAGUGUACACUGCCAGCCUGCGAGAGAUGGACAGCCUGGUGGGGGCGGUAAAGAGCGCCUCGGACGACACAGACAAAGACAAUACUCUCAUCUGGUUCACCGGUGACAACGGUCCUUGGGAACAGAAGUGCCAGUACGCAGGAAGUGUAGGACCUUUCAUGGGAAAGUGGCAGACCAGCAGAGGUGGAGGCUCGGCUAAGCGGACCACCUGGGAGGGAGGUCACAGGGUGCCGGCUGUGGCGUAUUGGCCGGGGAGAAUCCCUGCAAACUCCACCAGCUCCGCCCUGCUCAGCGGUAUGGACAUCUUCCCAACCCUCCUGUCCCUGGCGGGGGUCACGCCGCCUUCAGACCGACGUUACGAUGGCAUUGACGCCACAGAUAUCCUCCUGCAUGGUGAGCAGACUGGUCAUGAGUUUCUCUUCCACCCUAACAGUGGAGCUGCUGGGAGGUUCGGUGACCUGCAGAGUGUUCGAUCAGGGAAACACAAAGCCUUUUACAUCACAGGUGCAGCUGAGGCGUGUGGUGGUGCGACAGGAAGGCCGCAGCUCCACGACCCCCCGUUGAUAUUUGAUCUGGAGUGCGACGAGUCUGAGGAAACACCCCUGAAGACAGAGACGCCUGAAUACCAGGCGGCAGCGCAGAGGAUCGCCCGCAGGAGGGAGAAGUUGUUAUGGGACAUUGCCACCGACAAGUCUGUGUCUGCAGCAGACUACAGCACAGACGCAUCAGCGGCGCCCUGCUGCGAGCCUGGACAAGCUGCCUGCCGCUGCCACACACUGGGCUGAGGUGUGGGGAAACCAAACACACAAACACACACACACACCACAAUAAGGUGAAAUAUCUCCUCUAGCUCGGCUGUUUGUUUGUAGAACCUGUUUUCGGGAGGUUCAAUGUGCAGAUGCAGCAGGAGACGAGCAAACAAGCAGAGAGCAAAGAGAUGCUGAACUUUGUCGUUGGUA
Molecule: messenger RNA, 1877 nt
Organism: Cottoperca gobio
Lineage: Eukaryota; Metazoa; Chordata; Actinopteri; Perciformes; Bovichtidae
Gene: arsg
Product: arylsulfatase G
Exons: 11
Coding region: 105-1703 (532 amino acids)
Molecular function (GO): arylsulfatase activity
Source: RefSeq, a predicted model, not a curated record